Hevea brasiliensis (rubber tree) is the source of this 2063-nucleotide messenger RNA. RefSeq lists its product as uncharacterized. The record is from RefSeq and is a predicted model, not a curated record. NCBI's taxonomy places the organism in Eukaryota, Viridiplantae, Streptophyta, Magnoliopsida, Malpighiales, Euphorbiaceae. The transcript is spliced from 2 exons. The coding region runs from base 529 to 1818 and encodes 429 amino acids.
UGUUUUUGUGCUCCUCCCUCUUCUUCUCCUCCUCCUUCCAUGAAAACCCACUUUAGUAAAAGCUCCAAAUUUUUCUCAAUGUGAUGAAGGUUAUGUGGGUCUCAAUAUGGAAUGCAUACAGCACCACUGUGCUUGAAAUUUUCGGAUUUUUUGUGGGAGGUUGAUGAUAAAGUUUGAUUCUUUUUAUUUUUAUUUUUUUGCCUUUUCAAUGUUUCCGGCAUGCUUAUUUGCUAAAGUUGGUUUAUAUUGUACCGUCUGGUUGGUUUAUCAAAGUAGAAAGGAAAUUGCAUAAAAAGAAAACUUUGUACCGAAACUAGAAAGUAGUAUACAUAGAUGGUAUAUUCAGAUUCUUCUUUUCAGUUUCCAUGGUGGAAAAGCAAAGAAAAGGUAAUUAAUUCAAAGUGAUACGCUUUCUAGGAAAAUGGAAAAUGGAGAGGAAGAGUAUUUACAUUGAGAGGUUGUGAUUUCAGAAACUUUCUUUAAAGCCUAAAAAGAAAAAGAAAGUAGAGAAGGAUAAUAACGUGAAGCAUGCCAACAGUGUGGUUCUCUUUGAAGAAAUCUCUACACUGCAAAUCAGAGCCAUCAGAAGUUCAUGACCCAAAAUCAAGGAAGCAGUUGAGUACAAUUUUGACAAGAAAAGCAGGCAGGUCAGGGUGUUCAAGGUCCAUAGCGAAUCUCAAAGAUGUCAUCCAUGGAAGCAAAAGACACACGGAGAAGCCACCGAGUUGCAGCCCAAGAUCCAUAGGGAGCAGUGAGUUUCUUAACCCUAUAACCCAUGAAGUUAUUUUGAGUAACUCAAGGUGUGAGCUCAAAAUCACUGGUUUUGGCGGGUUCCAAGAAGGGAUUGGUAAUGGUGCUGCUGUUGGUAACAAUGGUGGUGUUGGUUCAACUUUUGUGGGCACCUUAAGGCCUGGUACACCUGGGCCUGGAGGGCACCCAACAAUGCACUAUUUCAAUCCUUCAUUUAGGAGCUCAGCUACUCCUCCAAGAAAGUCUCCAUUUCUUUUAUCAGAGAGGGAAGGGUCUGGAUUUGGCGGGUCUGGCAUUUUGGGUGGUGGUGGACAUUCAAGCACUAGGGUCUCGCUGGAUACAGAUUCUAAUAGGUCUUCAAUCACUUGUCAUAAAUGCGGAGAGCAGUUUACCAAAUGGGAAGCUGCUGAAAAUCACCAUCUUUCCAAACAUGCUGUCACUGAACUUGUGGAAGGUGACUCAUCAAGAAAGAUAGUUGAAAUCAUAUGCCGGACUAGUUGGCUAAAAAGCGAAAACCAUUGUGGUCGAAUUGAGAGAGUAUUGAAAGUUCACAAUAUGCAAAGAACUCUAGCUCGGUUUGAAGAAUAUAGAGAGAUGGUGAAAAUUAAGGCCAGCAAACUCCCCAAGAAACACCCUCGGUGUAUUGCUGAUGGGAAUGAACUUUUGAGAUUCUACGGUACCACUGUUGCAUGCUCUCUAGGCCUAAACGGGUGCUCGAGUUUAUGCGUAUCUGAGAAAUGCUGUGUUUGUCGAAUUAUUAGAAAUGGGUUCUCUGCCAAGAAGGAGCUUAAAGGUGGAAUAGGUGUGUUCACAACUUCUACUAGUGGCAGAGCUUUUGAAUCUAUUGAAAUAUUUGAGGGAGACCCAUCAAUAAGGAAAGCUUUGAUAGUAUGCAGAGUAAUAGCCGGGAGAGUUCAUAGGCCUUUGGAUAAUAUACAAGAAAUAUCUGGCCAAACGGGGUUUGAUUCAUUAGCAGGGAAAGUUGGUCUCUACUCAAAUAUUGAGGAGCUUUAUCUUCUAAAUCCUAGAGCUCUCCUCCCUUGCUUUGUGGUAAUCUGCAAACCCUGAAGAAAAGUAUAAGAAAUGUGAAUCCCUUUUUUAAUCUUUUUAUAGAAGAUUCUUUCAGUCUGAAUCUUCUAUUAGGAAGAAUUUUGAUUCUUCUUCUUAUAAUCCUUCUGUCACUUGUUAGUAUAUCAAUUUGUUUUUGCUUAUUUCCCUUUAUUACAUUUGCAUACCUUAUGCUUCUGUAAUUUCUUCCUCUUCAUUUAAGCCUCGUCUUUUUUUCUUUUUUAAUGAAAAAACUUUUUUUUUUU